Molecule: messenger RNA, 366 nt
Organism: Aphanomyces astaci
Lineage: Eukaryota; Oomycota; Saprolegniomycetes; Saprolegniales; Verrucalvaceae
Exons: 2
Coding region: 1-366 (121 amino acids)
Source: RefSeq, a predicted model, not a curated record
AUGCUGGUACAGGACUUCACACGCAAGUUUCUCGACGAGUACAUCGCGGAGUCCCUCGCUGCACUACGCGUCGAAGCUAAGGCGAUUCUAUUCAACUCCCUCACACCAAUCCUCCAACAAGUCAUCGGAUCGUAUACCUCUCCCUUCUCCCUCUGGGUCGCACUUACGGCGCACCAUGAAUCCUGCACCCGCGACUCCUUGAUUCUGUUUGCGAGUCUCAAGUAUACCAAGGGAAAAACGGAUCAAUGCUCCGGUGAUUCCGAAUCCCGUCGACGCCAAGUUGCCGAGGCUGCCACCUACGCUACGCCUAACACCACUCAACCUUCGCCUCUAUAUACCGCAGCAGCAGCCCCUUCUUACGAGUAA